AUGUCGAGCACCGAUGGCGGAGAUGACGACUCGGUGCACGAAAAAAUUGUCCUACGUCCCAAUCUGAUCAAUACCAACGUCAGUCUAAACCAGCUCUCGACACUCUCCUUCUCCAAUCAUACCCUGUCUCCAUACACUCGCUCUGGAUCUCUUGCGCACUUCGCCGUCCGCAGUGGGCCGCCCCGACCACUCCAGCGCGAAGAGCGAGAAGGAGACAGUCGACCGCGCAAGGCGCGCCGGAAGCGGACGUUCAGAUUGGGCGGAAAGAAGGCUGAACCGGAGGCGCCACCAGGGGAAGAGCGACAUUCACGCCCAGAAGAGCCAGCAUCACCGUUGCCGCCCAUGUCGGAUUCUGAGUUCGAGUUCGACGAGGAGGAUAUGGAUCGGUACUUCCGGCGGGCCACGGCGGCGCCCUUGGGGAAAGGUGGGCCAGGGAGCGGCCCGCCGUCGUUGCUGAGAAGUAGGGCAUCUUCUUUUGCCAGCGGGUCGCCGCUAAAAGGACCUGAUAUGCACCCAACGCAUAUACGGAGACGUGGGGAGGGCGCGAGGCAGGCAUCUGGUCUUGGGAUAUCCAUGAACUUUUGA
Messenger RNA from Schizophyllum commune H4-8, 585 nucleotides. RefSeq lists its product as uncharacterized. NCBI's taxonomy places the organism in Eukaryota, Fungi, Basidiomycota, Agaricomycetes, Agaricales, Schizophyllaceae. Bases 1 to 585 code for a protein of 194 amino acids. The record is from RefSeq and is a predicted model, not a curated record. The transcript has a single exon.